Messenger RNA from Polypterus senegalus (gray bichir), 3118 nucleotides. RefSeq names its product oxysterol binding protein-like 10b (gene osbpl10b). Gene Ontology annotation, cellular component: intracellular membrane-bounded organelle; membrane; cytosol. The record is from RefSeq and is a predicted model, not a curated record. Gene Ontology annotation, molecular function: cholesterol binding. NCBI's taxonomy places the organism in Eukaryota, Metazoa, Chordata, Cladistia, Polypteriformes, Polypteridae.
UAUCCGAAUAUCCGGGUUGGCUGCUGGCACGCGGAGGGAGUGACCCGACGCAGAUCUCCACGAGCGCCGCGCCUCAGUGUCACCCUGGCAGAGGCAGCGAGGAGAUCGGCUGCGCCCUGAACAUGGAGACCGCGCUGUAAUCCGACACGGAUCCGCCGAGAUUUUCAUGAGACCGCGAAAGAUUCCACCGCCGCCGCCGCCGCCUCCUCCUCCUCCUCCUCUUCUUCUUCUUCUUCUUCCUCCUUCUCCUCCACCUCCUCCAGCCGCCACCGCCGCCACCAACACCUCCUCCUGCGUCUCGGCUCCGCCAGCCGCGGGCCAGCGAGAAUGGAGAAAGCCGCGCCGAGCGCCUCGCAUCCCGGGGCCGCGAGCAGGAGCGGCCCCGCCGGGGUGUCCGCGUCGUCAGGCGACCGGGGAGCAGCGGCCGGCAAGAGCCCCGGAUCGCGAUCGGGAUCCGGGCAGACAGGCUUCUCCGCCGGAGCGAGACGAGCCGGAAGCGGCGGUGCAGUGCAGCCGCAACUCGAGGGGGUCCUCAGCAAAUACACCAACCUACUCCAAGGCUGGCAGAACAGAUUCUUUGUGCUGGACACGGACGCUGCUCUGCUCCUUUAUUUUGUGAAUGAGCCCAGCAGAGGCCAGAAGCCCCGCGGAGUCCUGCCGUUGACCGGUGCUGUGGUCUCCUUGAGUGACGAAGCCCCCCACAUGUUUGUCGUAAACUCCUCAAACGGAGAGUCCUACAAGCUCAGAGCUGCCGAUGCCAAGGAGCAGCAGUUCUGGGUGAGCCAGCUGCAGGCCUGUGUCAAGUCCCACGCCGAAGGAAGUGCCAAGAUAAGAAAAAAGUCGGAUGAAAACUUGUGUGUGGACAAGGCCAACAACAGAAAGGACAGCCUGGGCAACACUGCCGGGAGGGCGAGGAGCUUCUCUUUGCUCCCUCAUGGCACAUCAAACUCCGCAUCGCCAAGCAAUCAGAAGCACCUGCCACACAGCGGAGGGUCCAGCAUUGUGACCAUCACCCACCACAAGUCUCCGGCUGCGGCCCGCAGGGCCAAGAACCAGUACCCAGGACGCCUGCUUGAAGUCAAAGAGAUAAUGAGUCAAGCGGAGGGGCAGCAAAAGAGCCUCGUCCAUUCUAUAGAAGCUUUGCCGACUCGAGGCCCUCUUACCUCCCUGGACCAAGACCUGCUGCUUCUGAAAGCUACCUCAGCCGCGACUCUCAGCUGCCUCGGCGAGUGUCUCAACAUCUUACAGCAGAACGUCAGCCAGGCGUCCCAGCACAGCAAGACCCUGCCUCCAGACGGUGUUCCUGGAUGGCUGGGCCCAAAGUCCUAUUCUGCUGAGCACCUGAAGAACGACGGUUUAAAUCAAAUUCCUUCCACAAGAUCUGCAGAACCUUCUCCUGCUUUGACCAGCAGAGGCCUUCAGUGCACGGCUGAGCCUCCAGAGCCAGAAGUGUUCAACCCGGCUGAAGAGGUGACGGACACUGAAGAUGAGGAGGAAGAGGAAGAUGCCACAGUGAUGGAAGAGCAGAGGAGCGUCAUCUUGCACCUCCUCUCCAAACUGAAGCUGGGCAUGGACCUCACCAGGGUGGCACUGCCAGCUUUCAUCUUGAAGAGGAAGUCCCUGCUGGAGAUGUACGCCAACUUCAUGGCCCACCCAGACAUGUUCCUCAGCAUCACGGCGGGCUCGAGCCCCGAGGAGCGGAUCAUCCUCUUCGUCGAGUACUACCUGACCGCCUUCCACGAGGGCUGGAAGGGCGCGGUGGCCAAGAAGCCCUACAACCCCAUCCACGGCGAGACCUUCCACUGCUCCUGGGACGUGCCAAAGGACAAGGUGAAGCCCCUGGCCACCGGCGGCCCGCCGCUGCUGCCACCAGGGGCUCGAGCCGAGGAAGACCCCAACGACUGCUACAAGCUGCGCUUUCUGGCCGAGCAGGUGUCUCACCACCCACCGGUGUCGGGCUUCUACUGCGAGUGCAAAGAGCGGCAGCUGUGCGUCAAUGCCCACGUGCUGACCAAGACCAAGUUUCUGGGCAUGUCCGUGGGUGUAUCCAUGGCGGGCGAAGGUGUCCUCUUCCUCCUGGAGCACGACGAGGAGUACGUCUUCACACUGCCCUGCGCCUACGUGCGCUCUAUCCUCACCGUGCCCUGGAUGGAGCUGGGGGGCAAAGUGACCAUCAGCUGUGCCAAGACGGGCUACUCGGCCUCGGUGACGUUCCACACAAAACCCUUCUAUGGGGGCAAAGUGCACAGGGUGACGGCCGAAGUCAAAGACCACGCGAGCAACACCAUCGUGUGCAAAGCGCAGGGCGAGUGGAACGGCACCUUGGAGUUCGCCUACAGCAGCGGGGACACCAAAGUCAUCGACACCAGCAAGCUGCCCGUCAUCAAGAAGAAGAUCCGCCCGCUGGACAAGCAGAGCCCCUACGAGUCGAGGCGUGUCUGGCACGGCGUCACCAGCGCCCUGAGGGAAGGCGACCUCGAUGCGGCCACCGAGAGUAAGAAUGUCAUCGAGGAGCAGCAGAGGGCCCACGAGAGACUGAGGGUCACCAACAACGUCGACUGGAAAGCCAAGUACUUCAACAAGGAGGGAGAGGGAUGGCAAUACCACAGGCCGCUCUGGAAGGAGCUUUGACGAGCCCACCGGUGUGCCGCCAUCACUGUGACGGGUCUCCGUGGAGGAGACGGAGAGGGAACACUACGGACCCUUAAACAAGAGCCAUCUGUCCACCCACCCUGCGGGCUCGGGUAGAGACGUCUUUUUCCGAUUGUACACAGAAUUGUCGAUUUUUUCACUUUGCCAAGGCCUUUUUUUGCACUUGUACCAAGUCGUAUGGCACAGACAUUUCUUCUUCUUCUUCUUCUUCCUCCUCCUACUCUUCCUUCAUGUCUUCUUCCUGAUGCCACCGUAAUGCGACCUGACUCAUGAAUCUGCCAUUCACUCAUCCCACGGGCACCAAGAUGGCAUCAGUACAGGGAGCGGCUGGAGGGGCGGGCAUCGACAUUCCAAAGAGUCUUUCCUUUCCUUUCCCGUCUGUGACGUUUCUCUCCUCGAGCCGUUUGCAAUUAGAAAUAUUUAUUUUUCUUUUGCUUUGCACAUUGAUUAAAAGAUGGACACUUUA